AUUUUCGACUUGAACCAAUGAAGAACAUAAUAAAUCCAUCAGACGGAACAAAUAUGUUUAAACACUUGGUCCCAAUCGUAGAUUUGUUGGUAGCGUCGCGAAGUAGUAAACUUUACGGGACUCAAUCGAGUACCUUUUCCGGUUAUGCGAAAAGGUUGAACGAUAUUUUUCGCGAGCAGAAGGGAAAAGGAAUAUGA
Acaulospora morrowiae is the source of this 197-nucleotide messenger RNA. Lineage: Eukaryota; Fungi; Glomeromycota; Glomeromycetes; Diversisporales; Acaulosporaceae. The record is from the annotation of a GenBank genome assembly.